Molecule: messenger RNA, 349 nt
Organism: Funneliformis geosporum
Lineage: Eukaryota; Fungi; Glomeromycota; Glomeromycetes; Glomerales; Glomeraceae
Source: the annotation of a GenBank genome assembly
AUGGGAGAUAAUGCAGAAAAUAUUUAUCCUUACGAAAUAUCCUUUAUAGAUAAUAAACAAUUAGAGCGUAAUAACAAUGAAAGAUAUAGAUUUUUUUAUCAUAAAGAUAAAAAUAUUACUAUUAAGGAUAAUUCUUAUUCUGAAAAAAUAAAGGAACUACAAAACCAAACUAAUCUAAUGCCAGAGGAGGAGGGCAGAAAGUUUGUUGAGGAUUUAGAAACUGAACUAAAUAAAAAAACUGGUAAAGAAAAUCAAGUCCAGCAAACUGUCAACCCUCACCUCAACAAAGCCAAAGAAACUGCUUUAAAACCAAGAGCCUAUUACAACGACCAACCCCCUUUUUACCGAG